Molecule: messenger RNA, 1785 nt
Organism: Lotus japonicus
Lineage: Eukaryota; Viridiplantae; Streptophyta; Magnoliopsida; Fabales; Fabaceae
Product: protein SRG1
Exons: 5
Coding region: 431-1531 (366 amino acids)
Source: RefSeq, a predicted model, not a curated record
AAUUAAGGUAUUUGAAUUGAUGCAAAACACCAAGAGUAGAUAUUCAUUUUAGCUCUAUUUAUCAUAUUAGUCGAAAUCGGGAUUAUGCCUUUAAUCAGGGAGGUGGAGGAGCAUCGUCAACAAUGCAGUGGAGGAGAGAAGGGGGCUUGUGAACGUCAGUAAGGAUGAGAAGGGGCCUGGUUGCCAAAAAAAUUAGGGGUUUUGCAAACCGGAUCACGUUUAGAAAGCGGUCAAACCCACGUCACAUGGACCGGGCAUAAUCAGGAUUAAGGUGCUGUUAUGCGAUUUAAUCGCAUGUAAGGUCAGAUUUAGCCAGAAAAGGAUUAUGCAAUAGAUUUUAAUCGCUCAGCUCAGGCUUAGUUGAGAUGGUGGAGAUAUAGUGUAAUCAGUUUGUAGAAAAUUUUUAAGUUCCAAGUUCUGUUCUGUUUCCAUGGCUCCUGUACCUAUUUCUACCCUCAAUGUUGGACACAUUGAUGAUGUCCAAGAACUGAGAAAAACUAAGCCAAAGACAAUUCCUCAAAGAUUUGUAAGAGACAUGACAGAAAGACCAACACUUGAUGACACUGCUCUUUCCUCACCACAGAGUGACCUGCCUGUCAUUGAUUUCUCUAAGCUUAGCAAAGGGAACAAAGAGGAAGUCCUCAGUGAACUUUGCAAGCUUGCAAUUGCUUGUGAAGAGUGGGGAUUUUUUCAGGUAAUCAAUCAUGAGAUUGACCUCAAUCUGUUGGAGAGCAUAGAGAAUAUGAGCAGGGAGUUUUUCAUGCAACCUUUGGAAGAAAAACAGAAAUAUCCAAUGGCUCCAGGGACAGUCCAAGGGUAUGGACAGGCUUUUGUUUUCUCAGAGGACCAGAAGCUGGACUGGUGCAACAUGUUUGCUCUUGGAAUUGAACCUCACUAUGUUAGGAACCCAAAUCUAUGGCCAAAGAAGCCAGCAAGAUUAAGUGAAACAAUUGAAGAGUACUCUGAAGGAAUCAGGAAACUUUGCCAGUAUCUGCUAGAAUACAUAGCUUUAGGCCUGGGAUUGAAAGGGGACGCAUUUGAGAAAGUGUUUGGUGCAGCAGUGCAAGCCAUAAGGAUGAACUACUACCCACCAUGUUCCAGGCCUGACCUUGUCUUGGGCCUGAGCCCCCAUUCAGAUGGAAGUGCCCUCACUGUGCUGCAGCAAGCAAAGGGAAGCCCAGUUGGGCUUCAAAUACUAAAGAACAGCACAUGGGUUCCUGUUCAGCCAAUUCCAAAUGCUCUUGUCAUCAACAUUGGAGACACAUUAGAAGUUCUUACCAAUGGAAAAUACAGGAGUGUGGAGCACAGAGCUGUGGCUCAUGAGGAGCAAGAUAGGCUUUCAAUUGUGACAUUUUAUGCUCCUAGCUAUGAAGUGGAGCUUGGACCAAUGCAAGAAUUUUUUGAUGAAAACCACCCAUGCAAGUAUAGAAGAUACAACCAUGGAGAGUACAGUAAACAUUAUGUGACAAACAAGUUACAAGGAAAAAAGACCCUGGACUUUGCCAAGAUCCAAGUAGAAAAUACAAACUAGGAAGUUUCACUUCACUUAGUUCCCCAACUAGCUAGAAGUACUAUGAUUAAACUAUAAGUAGAUAUAAGAAUCAACCACAUAAACUGAUAAAAGUAUCAAGGUUAAUCUUCUCAAUUAUUUUUUAUUCAAAAGUAGGUAAAAAUAUUAGUUGGGUGAUGUACAAGAGUGUGAUUGUGGGCCACAUACAGAAGACAGCUCACUGUUCUUAUUCUAUGCAUGUAUUUGCUUUUUCAAUGGAAAUUAAAUUUGUGUCA